This is a messenger RNA of Globicephala melas (long-finned pilot whale), 7522 nucleotides long. It is a transcript of the gene CFAP92, whose product is annotated as cilia and flagella associated protein 92 (putative). The record is from RefSeq and is a predicted model, not a curated record. NCBI's taxonomy places the organism in Eukaryota, Metazoa, Chordata, Mammalia, Artiodactyla, Delphinidae.
GCUGCUGCACUGGGGCGGAAGAAAAGAGGUGGCCCUCCAAGGCCUCAUCUUUGUGUCCUCAGCAUGGUGGCAGGCCCAGUGAGCUGCCCUACGCCUCCCUCCCCCCCCAUCCAUCCCAGCCUUUUCAUCCUUCCCAGACAAGACACAAAGCCACAGAGGCGGCCCCUCCUCCGGCUCCAGCUGAGCUAGCUUUUCUGUCUUCUGGGCGUUGGAGCCCAGCCCCUGCCCAGCAGUGCUGGCCCCAGGCAGCUGCCCAGGUGUCUUAAAGGCCCAGCUUCUCCUCCGUGGCGCAGAGCAAGGGGCGGCAGGGCAGAGAAAGGGCUGAGACACGGGGCUUCAAGAGAAUCUAGUCACCGGGUGGAGGAUGGUUCCCCUCGAAGCAGGAUCAGGCCAUUGGACCACUCAGGGCUCGCCUGGUGCUGGACUCCCGCACGCCCAUGCCCUUUCUGCCAAGGUGUUUCUGAGGCUGCAUCCAUCCAUAUGCUUGUUGGUCCGUUCACUUGUUCAUUCACCAUCUUACUGGGAGCCCUGGGCCUGCUGCUGGGCCGAACAACGUCAAGACAUCGUGCUUCCCCAGGAGGGCUCACGGGCUGGGCCAGGAGGCCAGUAAUCCGGAUCCUUUGGGCCCAUCCUCCCAGCAGGUCCUGAAGCACUGAGACAGGCGAGGUUGGUGACGGUGCAGAGUGCCCCCAGCUACCCCAAAGCAUUCAGCAGCCUGGGAGAGCUGACUCUGAGACAAGCCUGUCCUGCGUUUAAGCAGGCUUCCUUCCGGGCCCUCCACUCAGAGAUUCUCCAGUUGCCACAGGUUCCUGGUCAGGAUGGUGGAUUGAGGUGCUAUGGGAAGCUCUCUUUCUAUGUACAGACACACAGAAGUGCUGGAUAGAAUAUAACCAUUUAAAAUAAUCCAGUCAAGGUCAAAAACAAAAAGGUAGGGGCAGCCACGUGACGCAGUUCUGGCCAAGUUGAUGGAGGUACAAGUUCUGGCGGGAGAAGGUGAGGGAGCCUCUCCCUGAAUAGAAUGGCAAAGCUCACUAGAAGAAAAUCCUUCCCACCCCCAAUAUCACUGGUCCUUCUUAUGCCUGGACAGCAGACAUGAGGCCUGGAGGUGCAGCAGCCAUCUUGUAACCAUGAGUCAGCAACAAAAAAGCCGGGAGUGCCGGCCGGGGGGGCCGCCCUGCCGCAUGUAGCUGCCGGCCUGUGAGUGGGAGGACGAGGACCAGGCGAGCAUGGGGACCAUGUCCUCCAUGGGCAGCUUUUACCAGUCCGGGAGCGAGUGUGAAGUGGAGGAGAACCUGAAGGUUAGGGCCUGGGCCCAGGAGUCGGCCACCGGCUACCAGUGCAGCGGCGAGUCCUCAGAAGGGCCUGCCAGCACCUUCGACUCGGACGUGCCCCACGUUGUCCCCUGCAAGUUCAUCAUCUCUCUGGCCUUCCCAGUGACCGCGGGUCACAAAGGAAAAUAUUCAAGUUUGGUUGCACAGUACAGGAGACACCCUAAAAUGGACAAACCUAUUGCAAAGGUUCGCCAUUACUACCACAUCGAGUACUUCCUCCUGCCUGGUGAUGGGGAGCCUAAAAAGGUCGAUGUGGUGGUGUUUCCAGCCUUGGCCAAAGUGUUCCUGGAUUCAGGAAUAAAGACUAUCAGGCCAUGGCAAGAAGGGGACAGGGUCUGGGUGUCGUGGACCCAAAGUUUUAACAUCAACAUGACAAAGGAGUUACUAAAGAAAAUAAAUUUUCACAAAAUCACCUUGAGGCUCUGGGACACCAAGGACAAGGUUUCGAAAAAAGCCAAGAAUUAUCGAUUAAAACCUUCUGGGUUUCUGGAAGAUGCAGGAUCUUUUGAGGAGGUGAAACAUUUGGUUUUAAGUCAGAGAAGAUCGUCUGAACAGGGCAUUCACAUCAAAGCGAAGCUGCAUCAGGACCACACACCAGGGAAGCCAGAAAAAGCAAGAAAAUGCUUAAGGUCUGGACAUGCAGAAAAGGCAACUCUUCCCAAGACCACCAAGGACGAUGAAGAGCUGCUCAGGACGGAAGAUCUUGACACAGUACGAUGUGGUACUUCAAGACCAGUUAUUGCUUUGGGAGGGGCAACCAUGACAGAGAUGGAGGAGUUAAUUGAGAGGCCGUCAUUUAGCAGCUUAACAAACUUGUUGGAAAAGCAAACAUUUCAAAUUAAACGGAAAGAAUCAGACGCGGGGAGGAAAAGCCAGAGGAGGAGGGAGAAAUCUCGCAUGGAGACAGACUCCAGGCUGGCAGGCCACGGGAAGCAGGGCACGUUCGCCAUGCAGCUGGCGGUGAUGCCGCUCCUCGCAGGAUGGCAAACUGUCGUGAGUCAUGGCAGUGGGAGGUCGGCCAACGUCUUAGAUUGUUUUUUGACCCUAAAAACAGAAGUUCCCCUCAUGACUGAAGAGCAAAAGCGGGACUUAAACCCCCUGACCAUAGAGAUCAAGUGUGUUUCCUGCCUUCCAUCACGGUCUGUGUCCUUCAGUGAACUAGAGCGGCUGUGCACCCCCGUGUACUGCAGGUACCAGUUCUACAGGACCCCAGUGCACAGGACUGAGGGCCAGCCCCAUGGGACCCACGUCUACUUCCAGGAUAUCAACGUCAUCUUCCUUGGGGCCAUGCACCCCAGCGACCUGAGGGAAUACCUGGAGGGCCCCCCGAUGGUGGUGGAAGUUCAUGACCGGGACCGCAAGUCAGAGGGGUAUUCCCGCAAGCCCGCCCUGUUUGGGGAGGACCCGCUGGAUUCAUACCUCAACCUCCAGACCCUAAUUUCCCCGAAAGAGACGGAGAACAACCCCUUUGAAACCCAGGAUAAGAUGUGGGACCCUUACGGGGUUGCCCAGGUCAGCUUUGCCGACCUCCUCCUUGGCCAGAAGUACUUGAACCUGGUUGUCCCCGUCCACAGCUGCGAGCCCAAGGCCACGCGCCUCGGCCAUGACAGCAGGAGCAGGAAGGCGGUGGGGUUGCGGGUGCCUGGAGACGGCCUGCGGCACAGCCCGAUGCCCCCGGGCGACUACCUGGAGGCCAGCUGCCUGCUGAAGCUGCGGGCGGGCGUGGCGGUGCCGCUGUGGGCCGGGACCGAGGCCCUGGACGCCCACCCCACGGCCUCCCAGUUUGGCCGCGUCAUCUUCGUGUUCACCUCCAGUAAGCUCUCACUCCUGCACGGCCUGCUGCAGGACGUCGCCGUGAUCAACGCCGGGGCCCUGGGCCUGGACUCCUGCCCCGUGGAGGAUAUCCAGCAGAUCCUGUCCGCCUUGAAGAUGCCGGCGAAGAUCCAGGAGCGGCCGGACCUGGACGUGCUCACUGGCUUCCACCUGCUGGACGGGCGGGGCCACCUCCUCAUCCUGGAGGGCUUGGCCGACCGGGGCCUGAGGCGGCUGUGGGAGAGCCACCAGAGCAGGGUCCCGCAGGCAGAGCCCGGCUCCUACAAGGCGCUCUACAACUCGCAGCUGCGCUUCCGCCGCCGCCUCUACGCAGACCUGGAGACCGUCCCGUACCACGUGCACCUGUCCCGGCCGCUGGCGCAGCUGAUGAAGCACGCAGUGCUCUACGUGCGCAACACGGUGCCGCGGCAGGUCUUUCAGGCACUGAGCAGGAUCUACUGCAUCUGCCAUUACAGCUCCAGGCUCAGGGAGGUGAUCACCGGGGACCUGCUGCCCUCCUCCUCCAUGAUCAAGGGGCUGAGCCAGGAGUUUGGGCUGCCCAUUUCCCCGGAAGAUCUUACAGAGGGAAAACUGCUGGCUAUGUCCCUUCCUCCUGCCCCCAAUCUGGAGGACUUCCAGAGCCGGAAUUCCACCCUCACUUCUGAGAUCCAGGCCCACCAGGAGAAGUGCCUGCAGUGGCGGAACACCAUGGUCCUGAAGAACAGAGACCAGAAGUACAGCCUGAUCCAGGAGCCGAGGAGGAGACUCACGUACUCCCAGAGCUACCUGUCAGCCACAGUGGAGCCUCAGGAUUCAGAUGAGGAGACGAGAAAAGCCGAGAGGAAGUCCCGUGACGCCUGGCUCACACCCAACAGGUUCCAAGUGACCGGUCUUCACAGCACAGGCAGGACACAUCACCUGGGGCUGCCACCCCUCGGCGCCGUCACAGAGGAGUGGAGGGAGAAAGCGCUGUUUGCUAACAUACUGGAGUCAGUGCUGCACCGAGAGAGCAGGGGCUGGGACCGGCGCCCCCAGGACUUGGAUGUGUACACACAGCCGCCGCCGGCCCCUCCAGCACCAAAGCCCGGGACAGACUGGUUCUUAAAGGCCGCCUCACAGCUGCAUGAACAAACUUACGUCACAGCCCCUUCGUGGUUGAUUCUCAGCUUCACUUACCACAAGAACAAGAGGAGGAGAGGACUGGACACCAGGCCCCAGUCCCCAGGAGGAUGGAAGGCCUGGCCAGCUCAGCCUUACCUGAAAGGGCUCGUGAGCCUAGGCGUUCCCUCCCACCCAGGCCUGAUCCUGCUGCGUGGUCACCUUCCUACCGCAGAGCAGUCCCCUCCCACAACUACACUCCAGGUACGAGACACGGCCGUCCCCGCAGCCCCCGUCGCUGACUGCCUCUGCGCCCCGAUGAACCUCCUACUUGACCGCACGCGGCAUCGGCACUCCCCGGGCCUGUGGUCAUCCUACCCGCCAUCGCUGGGAUCACCCUAGCAUGUCGCGCUUUUCAGUGCUGAGGCUGACUGGCAGGCAAUCCCACUCAUCACAAGAUAGGGCUUUAGAAAUCUGUUUUUCUUUUGCAUACUAAAACCAUCACUUCUCACCUAACACAAUGGAAAAAAAUUUUUUAAUGCAGAGUUGGAAAGGACUGGGGAAAGACCUUACACACAGUCCAACCGUCCAGCAGGCAACAUGGCAACAUGGACCAAGAACUUAAAAAUGACCACGUCCUCUGACCCAGAAACUUGACUGGUAUUUAAACUCAGGAGGUGAUGAGAGAAGUGUGCAAGUUAUGUAUAAGGAUACAUGCCAUGCAGUGCAGUCCCGAGUGGGGAAGAAGGGAAACUGCGCUAAAUGCUCGAUCCUGGAGACCCAGGGACAGUGAAUGUGGCGUCCCCACAUGAGGAAGUGCUGUGUGGUUCUGAACCUCAGCACAUCAAAUUCCCCAGCAUGAAAAGACUGUGAGGGCUUGCUGAUAAGUGAGGAAUACCAGCUGCCACCUCUCACACACACACACACGCACGCAGAAAUAUUUCAGUGAUGUAAGCUAUUUAAAAAGAUCUAGAAAGACAAGCACCAAAAGUGUGAACAGUGGAGACAGCAGAAGCAAGAAGAACUGCAAUCCUGCAGCCUGUGGAACAAAAACCACAUUCACAGAAAGACAGACAAGAUGAAAAGGCACAGGGCUAUGUACCAGAUGAAGGAACAAGGUAAAAUCCCAGAAAAACAACUAAAUGAAGUGGAGAUAGGCAACCUUCCAGAAAAAGACUGCAGAAUAGUGAUAGUGAAGAUGAUUCAGUACCUCGGAAAGAGAAUGGAGGCAAAGAUCGAGAAGAUAUAAGAAACGUUUAACAAAGAUCUAGAAGAAUUAAAGAACAAACAGAGAUGAACAAUACAAUAACUGAAAUGAAAUAUACACUAGAAGGAAUCAAUAGCAGAAUAACUGAGGCAGAAGAACGGAUAAGCGACCUGGAAGACAGAAUGGUGGAAUUGACUGCUGCGGAACAGAAUUAAAAAAAAAAGGAUGAAAAGAAACGAAGACAGCCUAAGAGACCUCUGGGACGACAUUAAACGCAACAACAUUCACAUUCUAGGGGUCCCAGAAGAAGAAGAGAGGGAGAAAGGACCCGAGAAAAUAUUUGAAGACAUUAUAGUCGAAAACUUCCCUAACAUGGGAAAGGAAAUAGGCACCCAAGUCCAGGAAGCUCAGAGAGUCGCAUACAAGAUAAACCCAAGGAGAAACAUGCCGAGACACAUAGUAAUCAAAUUGGCAAAAAUUAAAGACAAAGAAAGAUUAUUGAAAGCAGCAAGGGAAAAAUGACAAAUAACAUACAAGGGAACUCCCAUAAGGUUAACAGCUGAUUUCUCAGCAGAAACUGUACAAGCCAGAAGGGAGUGGGCAUGACAUAUUUAAAGUGAUGAAAGGGAAGAACCUACAACAAGAUUACUCUACCCGGCAAGGAUCUCAUUCAGAUUCGAUGGAGAAAUCAAAAGCUUUACAGACAAGCAAAGCUCAGAGAAUUCAGCACCACCAAACCAGCUCUUCAACAAAUGCUAAAGGAACUCCUCUAAGUGGGAAACACAAGAGAAGAAAAGAACCUACAAAAACAAACCCAGGGCUUCCCUGGUGCCGCAGUGGUUAAGAAUCCGCCUGCCAAUGUGGGGGACACGGGUUCGUGCCCCGGUCCAGGAGGAUCACAUGCCGCGGAGCAGUUAGGCCCGUGAGCCACAAUUACUGAGCCUGUGCAUCUGAAGCCUGCGCUCCACAAUGGGAGAGGCCGCGACAGUGAGAGGCCCACGCACCGUGAUAAAAAAAAAACCCAAAAAACCAUAACAAUUAAGAAAAUGGUAAUGGGAACAUAUAUAUCAAUAAUUACCUUAAACGUGAAUGGAUUAAAUGCUCCAACCAAAAGACACAGGCUCGCUGAAUGGAUACAAAAACAAGACCCAUAUAUAUGCUGUCUACAAGAGACCCACUUCAGACCUAGGGACACAUACAGACUGAAAGUGAGGGGAUGGAAAAGGAUAUUCCAUGCAAAUGGAAAUCAAAAGAAAGCUGGAGUAGCAAUACUUGUCUCAGAUAAAAUAGACUUUAGAAUAAAGAACGUUAGAAGAGAAAAGGAAGGACGCUAUAUAAUGAUCAAGGGAGCAAUCCAAGAAGAAGAUAUAACAGUUGUAAAUAUAUACGCACCCAACAUAGGAGCACCUCAAUACAUAAGGCAACUGCUAACAACUAUAAAAGAGGAAAUUGACAGUAACACAAUAGUGGGGGACUUUAACACCUCACUUACACCAGUGGACAGAUCAUCCAGACAGAAAAUACGGAAACACAAGCUUUAAGUGACACAACAGACCAGAGAGAUUUAAUUGAUAUUUAUAGGACAUUCCAUUCAAAAACGGCAGAUUACACUUUCUUCUCAAGUGCACACAGAACAUUCUCCAGGAUAGAUCACAUCUUGGGUCACAAAUCAAGCCUCAGUAAAUUUAAGAAAACUGAAAUCAUAUCAAGCAUGUUCUCUGACCACAACGCUAUGACAUUAGAAAUAAAUUACACGGAGAAAAACGUAAAACACACAAACACGUGGAGGCUAAACAGUAUGUUACCAAAUAACCAAGAGAUCACUGAAGAAAUCAAAGAGGAAAUCAAAAAUACCUAGAGGGCUUCCCUGGUGUCACAGUGGUUGAGAGUCUGCCUGCCGACGCAGGGGGACACGGGUUCGUGCCCUGGUCCGGGAAGAUCCCACAUGCCGCGGAGCGGUUGGGCCCGUGAGCCAUGGCCGCUGAGCCUGCGUGGCCGGAGCCUGUGCUCCGCAGCGGGAGAGGCCACAACAGUGAGAGGCCUGCGUACCACAAAAAAAAAAAAAAAAAAAAAA